AUGGUUUACACUGAAACAAAACCACGCGGUCCUAUUUCAGCAAUGAAUUCGACACCAGGUCCGGUUUAUCUCUUACCGGGUCUGGUUGGAAAUAAUUUUCAUGAUCCACGUUCGGUUCAUAAUAAACAACCAUCUUAUUCAUUUGGUCUUAGACAUGGUAAAUAUAAAGAUGAAGCAUCACCUGGUCCAUGUUAUUUUCCAAAUCCAAGAAUUAUUCGAACUGGUAAAGAUGGUACACCACAAUAUUCACUCUAUGCUCGACGUGGUGAUUUAAAAGGUGAUAACGUUCCUGGACCCGGCUCAUAUAAACCCGAAGAAAAUGGACCAAUGAAAAGUGUCUUCCAAUCACCACCUGCUUAUACAUUUGGUACACGUCAUAAAGCCUAUGGACUUGAUCAUACACCCGCACCAAAUGCUUAUGGUUUACCCGGCAUGACUGGCAAAACAGUACAAAGUGUAAAGAAACAAGCACCAAUCUAUUCAAUGACAGGAAGAAGUAAACGUGGUGGUUUUGAUGAAGAUUUACAACGAACACCGGGACCAGGUACAUAUAGUGUAACAAAACCUGGCAUAUAUAAAUCCGAACCACCACAUUAUAGUAUGAUUGCUAGAAAUGAAAUGCCUGGUGAUGGAACUCAAAAACCAGGACCUGGUAAGUAUUCACCAGAAAAAGUUUGGCUCCAUAAACAACAAGCUCCUGGUUAUUCAUUUGGUAUUCGACAUUCAUUAUAUGAAGCACCACUUAUUGUCGAAGUUAAAGAAUAA
Messenger RNA from Adineta steineri, 765 nucleotides. Lineage: Eukaryota; Metazoa; Rotifera; Eurotatoria; Adinetida; Adinetidae. The record is from the annotation of a GenBank genome assembly.